GGCACGUGCUACGCCGCCAUCUGGACGCUGCUAUUGGCGGAUUUGGGGAGUAUCCAACGUCAAACACAGUGUGUGGCUCCCAUAGCCGCACACUUUCGCCGCCCCCCAUAGAGUCCUUUCGAUCAUUUAGGAUUUUUCUCCGUUUCGCCCAAGCGCCAGCGUAGAAGACUUUUAAAGCCUCCCCCCCUUCAGUCAAGAUGAGCGCUCUGACCCAGUACAAGCCCGUCGCUACUUCGGAGAAGAAGAGCGGCGCCGUGUCGUUCCUUAUGGACCUGGCUGCCGGUGGUGUGGCCGGCGGUAUCUCCAAGACCGUCGUGGCCCCCAUUGAGCGUGUCAAGCUGCUUCUGCAGGUGCAGGCCGCCUCGUCGCAGAUCAAGCCUGAGGACCAGUACAAGGGCAUCGUGGACUGUUUCGUCCGUGUGUCCAAGGAGCAGGGCGUGACCUCGCUCUGGCGCGGUAACCUGGCCAACGUCAUCCGUUACUUCCCGACGCAGGCCCUGAACUUCGCCUUCAAGGAUAAGUUCAAGAAGCUGUUCAUGGACGGUGUGACCAAGGAGCAGUUCUGGCGUUUCUUCAUGGGCAACCUUGCCUCGGGUGGUGCCGCCGGUGCCACCUCGCUUCUCUUCGUGUACCCGCUUGACUUUGCCCGUACCCGUCUUGGUGCUGAUGUCGGCAAGGGCAAGUCGCGUAUGUACACUGGUCUGGUGAACUGCGUGUCCACGAUCUACAAGUCGGACGGUCUGGGCGGCCUGUACCAGGGCUUCGGUGUGUCGGUUGGCGGUAUCAUCGUGUACCGUGCCGCCUUCUUCGGUGGUUACGACACCCUGCGUGACAUUGCUCUGCGUGACCCCAAGAACGCCCCCGUGUGGCAGAAGUGGCUGGUCGCCCAGACUGUUACCUCGCUGGCUGGUAUGAUCUCGUACCCCUUCGACACCGUGCGUCGUCGUAUGAUGAUGCAGGCUGGCCGCAAGGACAUUCUGUACACGUCCACGCUUGACUGCGCCAUGAAGAUCGCCAAGAACGAGGGCUCGGGCGCCUUCUUCAAGGGUGCUGGCUCCAACAUCCUGCGUGGCACGGGCGGUGCUAUCGUGCUGGUGCUGUACGAUGAGUUCAAGAAGCUGAUGAUGUAAGAAGCUUAGCUUGACCUAGUUGCUCGUGAAGGAUCGACCGAUAAAGUUGUGAGCUCAAGAUCAACACCAACCCAGGAGGAAAUGGCGAGGUUGUUUUACAUAGACAAAAGAUAUAUUCCGCACAUCGAGGGAGGGAGUUUCAAUGAAUACCUUGCCGUUUGUUCCUACCA
Molecule: messenger RNA, 1300 nt
Organism: Phytophthora nicotianae INRA-310
Lineage: Eukaryota; Oomycota; Peronosporomycetes; Peronosporales; Peronosporaceae
Product: ADP/ATP translocase 1
Exons: 1
Coding region: 198-1130 (310 amino acids)
Biological process (GO): mitochondrial ATP transmembrane transport; mitochondrial ADP transmembrane transport
Cellular component (GO): mitochondrial inner membrane
Molecular function (GO): ATP:ADP antiporter activity
Source: RefSeq, a predicted model, not a curated record